AUGGCUUAUUUACACAAUGUGACUGAGUUCAUUUUUCUAGGACUUUCGCCCAACCAGAAGUUGCAGAAAAUUUGCUUUGUGAUAUUUCUGCUCUUGUACACAGCAAUUAUACUGGGGAAUUUCCUCAUUGUUCUCACUGUCAUGAUCAGCAGAAGUCUUGGAUCCCCCAUGUACUUCUUCCUCAGUUACCUGUCCUUCGUGGAGAUCUGCUACUCCUCCACUACAGCUCCCAAACUCAUCUCAGACCUGCUGGCUGAAAGGAAAUCCAUAUCCCUGUGGGGAUGCAUCACACAGAUUUUCUUCCUCCAUUUCUUUGGUGGCAUUGAGAUGUUCCUGCUCACAGUGAUGGCCUAUGACCGCUAUGUAGCCAUCUGCAAGCCCCUGCACUACACAAGCAUCAUGAACCGGCAGGUGUGUGCUGUCCUCCUGGGAACAGCAUGGACAGGAGGCUUUGUGCAUUCCCUUGCCCAAAUCCUUCUCAUUUUCCAUUUGCCCUUCUGUGGCCCCAAUGUCAUCAACCACUAUUUCUGUGAUGUACUUCCUCUGCUUAAACUUGCCUGCUCAGAUACCUUCCUCAUUGGUCUGCUGAUCGUUGCCAAUGGAGGAACUCUGUCUGUUAUCAGUUUUGUAGUUCUCUUAGCAUCCUAUGUGGUCAUUUUGCUCCACCUGAGGACUCGGAGCUCUCAGGGGCGAUGCAAAGCCCUCUCCACAUGUGGGUCCCACGUUUCUGUUGUUAUAUUAUUCUAUGCACCCUGCGUCUUCAUCUAUCUGAGGCCUUCUUCCACUACGUCUAUUGACAAGAUGGUGGCCCUGUUCUACACAGUGAUAACUCCACUCCUCAACCCUGUCAUCUACUCCCUGAGAAAUGCUGAAGUGAAGAAGGCCAUGAAGGUUCUAUGGAUCAAGACAAUGAAACUGGUUAGGAAUAGAGGUUGGGUGUGGGUUUUCAUCCUUAGAUGUGAAAUGUUGAGUCCAAACUGA
Messenger RNA from Castor canadensis (American beaver), 981 nucleotides. The record is from RefSeq and is a predicted model, not a curated record. NCBI's taxonomy places the organism in Eukaryota, Metazoa, Chordata, Mammalia, Rodentia, Castoridae.